Cydia amplana is the source of this 1668-nucleotide messenger RNA. Its product is annotated as zinc finger protein 883-like. Gene Ontology annotation, cellular component: nucleus. Gene Ontology annotation, molecular function: RNA polymerase II cis-regulatory region sequence-specific DNA binding; DNA-binding transcription factor activity, RNA polymerase II-specific; zinc ion binding. Gene Ontology annotation, biological process: regulation of DNA-templated transcription. The record is from RefSeq and is a predicted model, not a curated record. NCBI's taxonomy places the organism in Eukaryota, Metazoa, Arthropoda, Insecta, Lepidoptera, Tortricidae. The transcript has 5 exons. Bases 106 to 1647 code for a protein of 513 amino acids.
UCGAUGUUUGUUAUUCUCCUGAAAACUUUGUUCUGUGAUACUUUUAUUAAAUUGCUUACUGUAAUGAAAAUAAUUCCUCUGAUUCUAAAAUAAUAAGCUUCUGAAAUGGCGGACAUUGAGGACAGUACAAUCUUUACGGAAUGUUGUCGAACCUGCAUGGCCAAUUCAGCAACUAAUAUGAUUAAUAUUUUUGCUGUUAAAAACUCAGUGAGUCCAGCUGAUUUAAUUACAACUUGUACUUCAAUUAAGAUAAGCUAUACAGAUGUAUUACCGAAGAAUAUUUGUGACAGUUGUUACAAAUCUUUAUUAGCCUUUUACGAAUUUAAAAAACACGCUGAAGAAGUUGAUUUUAAAUUUCACACCAAAGAAAUAGAACAUGAGACGGUUGAAAUUAAAUUUGAGGAACCCCAACAUUUAGAUAUUAAAGUUGAGUCCGAUGAACAGGAAUGUGCUCAGGAUUCACAUGAAUGCAGUAUGACUUCAGAAUCUUUCCGGGAAUUACCAAAUGUACAACACAAGGCAAAACAAUUACAUAAAUGUGACAUCUGCGACAAAGAAUUCCCAAAAAAAUCUAAACUAGAGAGACACAAACGCACACAUGAAAAUUUUUCAUACACUUGCGAUUUGUGCUUUCAAACAUUCAAAUUCCAUUCCACGUACGUAAAGCAUUUAGUUCGACACAAUCAAGUAAAUAAAGUGGAAACUGGAGAGCAAAAUGAGAACCAAAACUUUGACUGUAAUAUAUGCUUGGCAAGUUUUAAGUCCAUGCAAUCACUAUCCGGGCACAUGCGCAAACAUUGUAACAAAGGCCGUAUACUUAGUUGUGCGGUAUGCCAGAAAGUAUUUAAGAAAAUGAGUCACUUGAAAAGACAUGAGCUUAUCCAUGAAAUAAAUAGGCCUUACAAGUGUUCUAUAUGUCCAAGGACCUUUACAUCGGAGAUUAUUUGUAAGGAACAUGAGAACAAGCAUGCAGGUGUGAAGAGUCAUGUUUGUCCGUUCUGCUCAAAGACAUUUUCACAUUUAUCAACACUGAAUACACAUAUAAAAAUACAUACUAAAGAAAAGUCGUAUUUGUGUCCGUUCUGUGGAAAGAAGUUUGACUCUAGUAAUAAUCUAAAUGAACACACAAAGAGGCAUAUAGGUUUGAAGUUGUUUGCUUGCAGUUUGUGUCCAAAACGAUUUGUCAGCAAAGGUGAGCUAAAGUCCCACGGCACCACACAUUCCGGUGAACGGGCGUACACUUGCGAGCAGUGCGGUGGGUCCUUUACCAAGCGCAGUUCAUUGGCCAAACAUAUGUUGAGGCAUCGGGGCAUCAAGCCACACCAGUGCGACGCCUGCCCCAUGAAGUUCGCAAGCAAGGACCACCUGAAGCGUCACUACAGAAUACACACCGGUGAGAAACCGUACCGCUGCGAGCUGUGCGAUCGCGCGUUUACACAGAGCAACGACCUUGCCAAACACAGGCGGACUCAUCUCGGCAACAUGCUGUACAAGUGUGCGCAAUGCUCAGAAAGUUUCCGUCUGAAGACUGAACUCCAGAACCACAUCUCGCAACACUUCGCCACACAACUAGCUUCUGUGGUCGGUAACUUAGAGUCGAAGGUAAAACCUGUCCAAGACUACACGGGGGAAAUCAGAGAUGAAUGACGUGAGAGGGAAAUGUGACUA